This is a messenger RNA of Mya arenaria, 1906 nucleotides long. RefSeq lists its product as uncharacterized. The record is from RefSeq and is a predicted model, not a curated record. The transcript is spliced from 2 exons. NCBI's taxonomy places the organism in Eukaryota, Metazoa, Mollusca, Bivalvia, Myida, Myidae. Bases 263 to 1681 code for a protein of 472 amino acids.
CUUAAUAUACACAGACAAGUUUUAUGAUUAAUAUUCAAUAUCGAACAUUGGAAUACAAAUAUUAAGAUGGUCAAAUAAAGAUAGUGCACUGAUGUGAAGGAAAUUUUGUAUCAAUAUAACAGAGUUCAUUUGGCAUCCAAAUUUAUUUUUAUUUUUCUCUAAUAAUUAUAAAAAUUGUGACAGUUUGAACAAAUAAAAGAUUUAAAUAAGGUACAUGCUGAAUUUUGAAAAUAACUGUUAAGCCAAAAAUAUACGGAAAAAUAUGUCUGAAAAAAAUAACGGAAACAAGAAGUCCACUGUUACUCCGGUGGAGGAGAUUGAGAUGGAAAAUGUUUGUGCCAUGAGACCAGGCCAUGAAAACAUGCUGGACAACCUUCCAUGUUGUGGGAAACUGCGGGAGAAGUUCUACUUUAAGGUGCUGGUCUUUAUGAUGGUGUUAUUGCUCGAUGCCGCUGACCUUGUAAGUGACUGGCUGUUGUUUCAUGAUGUUAUCAUGACAAAGGAGGGGCUAGUUUAUGGACCGCCAGAGGAUGCAUUAAAAUACUCCCUGCUGGUGUUCUCCAUUAUAGGAACAAUAACAUUUGCAUUUGAAGUUGCAAAUCUGUGGUGGGAAGUGUUCCGCAAAAACCCUUGGUUAGACAUUGACUUGCUGUCUGCCAUUAUAGUCUGGAUAGAGGAUGUCCCUCAAAUUGUGAUCAACGUUUUUAUAGUUGCAUGUCGUGAAGAAGCGAUCAGUUACUUCCAGCUUGUGAAGGCUUCUGUGAUUAUUGUUGGGGUUGUUGUACGAAUCAUUGUGAGUUUGGUCAGGUAUUGCAGCAAGAAUGCCCGCCAUGACCUUCAAUGUGCAAAGCAGAACAAGGACUCCUGCCGCCACGUUGUAUACCGGUCAUUCAUCAUGAUUGGGUUGAUAAUCACUCUAGGAGGAGCUAUUGUGAUCUUCAUGUUCACACAGUCAGAGAGAAACCCCGACGGGAGUCUUAACUUUAAGAUACCACACAGUGUAAUAGAAGGAGAGUAUGAUGAUGAGAAAUAUUUCUCAAAUGUCAGUGUUUAUUUCAGCCAUAAAAUGUUAGAUGGGACUGGUUCCAAACUGACCCUUAGUGAUGCCAAUAUUCUACGUCUUGUGAAAAUCGACCACAUCAAAAAUGAAGACUAUGACCUCAGUAUUAAUGUGUCAAUCAAAGUCCAAUCCAGCCAAACAGAGUACAAAAUAGAUGGUGCUAAUCCUGUUACAGAGUGUUUCACUUUAAAUAAAAACAGCGACCAAAUAACAAUUCAAGAUCCAUGCCCAGCCACUCAUGCCUCACCACAUUCAGAUAAAUUCUACUUCACUUUUCACUACACCAAACCUUCAGUUCCAAGCCUUAUUUUUGGUGACAUUACAUUCAACUUGAAGACCAGCAAAGGAAAUGGAAAUUGCCAAUCCCCAGAUUUCACAAUCGACAACAGCGUAGUAGGGCAUACAAAAAACAUUGAAACAGCAGCCCUUCAUUACUACAGGGCCACAGUGGAUGUUUCAGACAACUACCAUAUUAAGCGAGAUGGUAAGAACAUUGGCAAUUUCUACCAUCCCAGAGACCUCACUGACAUAACGUUAGUCUGGAAGACUGGGUUUGCCUACUGUUCCAGCAGCGGUAGUCUGGCACCACACAGGGACAAUGACCUGCAGGUCAACUGCUAAAAACGUCAAAGAGCACUGACGAAGCAAAACUGGAUUAAAUUUUAACCAGAAUGAGGCAUUUUCCCAAUCAGAUACCCCAGCCCCAUAAAUGGUGAGGAAAAAAACAUGGACAUACACCAAAACUGUAGCUGUCACAACCAUGAGAGCCACCACACAGGUUACUGCUGGAGGAUAAAGUCAUCCUUGUAUGUCAGGCGUGUGUCACAGGCGACACAAAAUUGCAUU